UAAAAAGCAAAGUAUAAUAGUUGUUGUUGGUGCGCGUAUAAAUUUCAAAAUGUUUGAAAAAUAUUCGAUGAAAAAGUGCUCCAAGCAAAUUGAACAGCAUGAAGAAGAAAAAACUGAGCGAAAUAUUUUGAAAAUUAUAUUCUUGGCAGUGCUCUACAUUUCGGUUAAGCUACAUUAAUUGAAAACAUUAGAAAAGAAACUGAAAAUAAUAUUAUAUUAUGUAAAUAACGGAUACUGAGUGACAUAUAUUAAUAAUACUGAAUAGUCGCGCGUGAAAAUCAGCUGACUUAAAAGAUUACAGUUGGAUUUUUGUGUUUUUAGUUUUUCCAGUGUUUUCUUCGGUCUUUAUUAUUUGUGCGUUAAGCGCAGCGCGACAUUUGGCACCUGUUCAGCAAGUUUUUGAAAAGCGUUUAAAAAAUCAUUUCAAGCUAUUUAUGCAAACGAGUGAAACCCACAGAGAGGGAGAGAGAGAGAAAGAGAAAGAGCGAGAGAGGGGCAGGAGGUGUAACUAAGCAGCCGUUGACCUAAUUCCGUUAAAACUGAACUCAACUCAAGCAGAAGGCCACUUCAGGACCUAGGGCUGUCUCAACAUUGAAUAGCCGUACAGGAACAGCAAGGCAAGGCUAAAUAACAGCAACGCACAAUCAGAGCAGAGCAAGGCGGUUUCAAGAAACAUCCCAACGGAUUCAACAGAUAUUUAACUACCUAUAUGUAUUGGCCUAUAUAGCUAUGAAAAUACGCAGAAAAAAUACUGAUUAAACUUAUACUACAGCAUCACUAACGACCAGCAGAAGCCGUGAGCACAAAAUAUUUAUUAAGCUGACCGCAAAUAGCGCUUUAUUAAGCAUACGCUACGUUAGCCAGCAGCCGGGGCAGGGAAGCGGACGGACAAGCGCACAUCAAAUUAGUAAUCAAGCAUCACAAAAGCAACGCCGAGGGGCACGCUGUAUACGGUUCACGGCGUAAGCCUAAGCUCACCCGGGGUCUGCUGCCUGGCAGCUCAAUGCGAGGCAGACGAAACUAAUAAGACGACGACUUUAUUUUUAUUGAAAUUAUGAUUAAUGACAAGAAUAUUGUACGACGGCGAAGUGGAAUCAGCGCGAAUUAAGGGCGAAAGCCCAUGACUAUGAUGAUGAUGACAAUGAUGUUCAUUAAGUUAAUGAUAAUGCUGCGGCCAGGGCGCGAUUUCUGACGCGUAUGUCAAGCCAUCUACAACACCGCCAUGGAGCAGUCAUCGCAGUUAACGAUGAACUUAAUCAAAGACAGUUUAAUGGGUGUCAAUACCGUUGUCGCUGUUGAUUGCCAGCGUGUAAACAACUACAACUAUAACAACUAUAACAACAACAACAACAACAGAAAUUAAACAAAACUAUAGCUCAUACGACGCGUUGUACAACGGAAUAACUAACUACUUUAAAAGCAAGUGAAAGUGAAAGCACGAAAAAAGGUAUUUCGGUUUAAUUUUUUGAAAAUUUGAUGGCUUCGCCUGGGCAGCAUUGUGCCGCAGCAGACGCCGCCCGAAGAAGACGCCAUCAGCAACCACAGCAGAGCGACAAUAUUAGCAAGAACAUCAACAGCAACAAACUGAUAUCCAUAGCCACACUGACGCUGCUGAUACUCUGCUUGAGCAGCUGCAUUGCCUACGCAGCCGCAGCAGCGGCAACAACCACGGAACAGCCAGCGACUCGGAGCAGCAGUAGCGGCAGCAGCACGGACAUCGGUAACCUGGGCGAGGAUUUCAAUAGCAGCAGCGCCUUUUUGGGCGCUAUUGCAGCUGCUGCUGCCGGCUCGGUGAACAGCAGCCCCAUUGCCAUUGUCAGCUAUCAGGGAAUUACGAGCCGCACACCAAAUGGCAGCAGCAGCACGCUGGUGUCCAUGUCCGAUACGCCGCUGCUGCUAGAUGAUCUGGCCGCGGGUGAGGAGUUUGAGCUGCCGCCACUGCAGUCGGUCAUUGUGAGCAUUAUCCUACUAAUUGUUAUAUUGGGCACCGUGGUGGGCAAUGUUCUCGUCUGCAUUGCCGUUUGCAUGGUGCGCAAGCUUCGGCGACCCUGCAAUUAUCUGCUCGUAUCUUUGGCGUUAUCUGAUCUCUGUGUGGCUCUGCUCGUCAUGCCCAUGGCCCUGCUCUAUGAGGUGCUGGAGCGCUGGAGCUUUGGCACGCUGCUUUGCGACAUUUGGGUAUCGUUCGAUGUGCUUUGCUGCACCGCCUCCAUACUGAAUCUGUGCGCCAUCUCCGUGGAUCGCUAUCUGGCGAUUACCAAGCCCCUCGAGUAUGGUGUGAAGCGCACGCCACGUCGCAUGAUGCUCUGUGUGGGCAUCGUUUGGCUGGCGGCCGCCUGCAUCUCGUUGCCCCCAUUGCUGAUACUGGGAAACGAGCACGAGGAUGAGGAUGGCCAGCCCAUAUGCACGGUGUGCCAGAACUUUGCAUAUCAGAUCUAUGCAACUCUGGGCUCCUUCUACAUACCCCUCUCCGUCAUGCUCUUUGUGUACUAUCAGAUCUUCAGAGCCGCACGACGCAUUGUUUUGGAAGAGAAGCGCGCCCAGACGCAUCUGCAGCAGGCAAUGAAUGGCACCGGCUCACCGCAGACGGCCACAGCACCCGUAUUGGGCCACACGGAACUGGGCAGUGGCAAUGGCACUGGUCAUGGACACCGGCACAGCAGCGUGGGCAACACCUCGCUCACCUACUCCACCUGCGGCGGCUUGAGUACCAGUGGCGGCGGCGGCGGUGGGGGCGGCGGCAUUGUGGGCAUUCCUCAUGGCCAUCAUGGUAGCGGUGGCGGCGUGAGCGGUUCCACUGGUCUGCUAGGGUCGCCGCAUCAUAAGAAGCUGCGCUUUCAGCUGGCCAAGGAGAAAAAGGCGUCCACGACACUGGGCAUCAUUAUGUCCGCUUUUACUAUAUGCUGGCUGCCAUUCUUCAUACUGGCGCUGAUCCGGCCGUUUGAGACGAUGCAUGUGCCAGCGUCGCUCUCCUCGCUCUUUCUCUGGCUGGGAUAUGCCAACUCGCUCCUAAAUCCGAUUAUCUACGCUACUCUGAAUCGUGAUUUUCGCAAGCCCUUCCAGGAGAUACUCUACUUCCGGUGCUCCAGCCUGAACACGAUGAUGCGAGAGAAUUACUAUCAAGAUCAGUAUGGUGAGCCGCCCUCACAGCGGGUCAUGCUGGGCGAUGAGCGACAUGGAGCGCGCGAGAGCUUCCUGUGAAGUCAAUGGAUCCCUGUAUACUUGGCUCCUUAAAUUUAUAUAAAUGUUAAUGUAUGUAUAUGUGUUGUUCUCUAUACGGAUAGGCCAAAACUAACUAGUGUCUACAGCUUGGUUUCCCCUUCCACACAAAUACACACACACCCGCCCCCACACACACACACACUGAAACACACACAUACAUAUAUUCUAUGUAUGAGUGUAACUGUUUACCUAUGAGUAUUUUUUGUAUGUAGUAGUGAUGCAUAACGCAAACCCCAAAGUACGAUAUAUGAUAAACGAUAAAUCAUAAAUGAUAACUGAUAAAUGCUA
Messenger RNA from Drosophila virilis, 3507 nucleotides. It is a transcript of the gene 5-HT7, whose product is annotated as 5-hydroxytryptamine receptor 7. Gene Ontology annotation, molecular function: G protein-coupled serotonin receptor activity; neurotransmitter receptor activity. The record is from RefSeq and is a predicted model, not a curated record. Gene Ontology annotation, biological process: G protein-coupled receptor signaling pathway, coupled to cyclic nucleotide second messenger; chemical synaptic transmission. Lineage: Eukaryota; Metazoa; Arthropoda; Insecta; Diptera; Drosophilidae. Gene Ontology annotation, cellular component: plasma membrane; dendrite.